Molecule: messenger RNA, 1134 nt
Organism: Hypomesus transpacificus
Lineage: Eukaryota; Metazoa; Chordata; Actinopteri; Osmeriformes; Osmeridae
Product: nodal homolog
Exons: 3
Coding region: 1-1134 (377 amino acids)
Biological process (GO): BMP signaling pathway; SMAD protein signal transduction
Cellular component (GO): extracellular region
Molecular function (GO): growth factor activity; cytokine activity; type I activin receptor binding
Source: RefSeq, a predicted model, not a curated record
AUGCGUGGAUUAUCUCGGCCUGUUGGAGAUGUGAAUCGAAGGCACACUGUGCACCAAUCCAACAGGUUUCCGCUCUACAUGAUGCAACUCUACCGGACUUUAUUGGCUGGAGACGCCGCUGCCGCUCACGCUUUCAGCGCCGCUCCAUCAAAGAGCCAGGACAACCCGCGUCUCCAUGACUCCGACUCUGUUUUGAGCCUGGAGGCUAAAAGUUGUCUCCAGGCUGGUGAAAGAUGGUCUGUCACCUUCGACAUGUCCUCCAUCUCUGCGAGUGACACCGUCCAGCGCUCUGAACUGAGGAUCCGCCUGCCAGUCUUCACAGUCUCUGACAGAGCCACCGUGGACCUCUACCACUCCCAGAGAGGCCAGUGUGUCAGCCAUCCCUGCCCAGAGAAGAGGCUCUUCCUGGGUCGCCUCAGUGCCGAGCCCAGCUCCAUGAACUCCACGUCCUCCUGGAAAGUAUUCAACGUCACCGCCCUGCUCCGCUCCUGGCUGCUCCAGGACACGACCACGUCUCCCCCAGAGGACGGGAGACCAGCUGGGGAGGAGGAGGAGAACCAGGACCCUGAGGAGGUUCACCAUGGCACUGGACAACGGGUCAUGAUGGUGGUGUUCUCCAAACAGAACGCCGCCCAAGAGGGACAGCGAUCCCCCACUCUGAUCCGUACGGCGGAACUCUCCAAAUACGUCACCCUGGACCGGGAUCGGACCCCAGCCGUCGCCACCCCUGGAGCCCGUCGUAGGAAAAGGCACCAGCAGGAUGGACCCAGGAUCGGGGCAGGGGUCGCUGCUGCUGGUUCCCCCACUAAGGAGAGGAAAGGCCCCUUGUGCAAGAGAGUGGAUAUGUGGGUGGACUUUGACCAGAUUGGCUGGAGUGACUGGAUCGUCUACCCCAAACGCUACAAUGCGUACCGCUGUGAGGGCAGCUGCCCCACCCCUCUGGGCGAGUCCUUCACGCCAACCAACCACGCCUUCAUGCAGAGCCUUCUGAAGAUGCAUCACCCGGACAGGGUACCGUGCCCGUCUUGCGUGCCCACGCGCCUGGCGCCCCUCUCCAUGCUCUACUACGAGAACAGCGAGAUGCUGAUGCAGAACCACGAGGACAUGGUGGUAAUGGAGUGCGGCUGCCACUGA